Molecule: messenger RNA, 1714 nt
Organism: Bactrocera tryoni
Lineage: Eukaryota; Metazoa; Arthropoda; Insecta; Diptera; Tephritidae
Product: protein ABHD18
Exons: 7
Coding region: 92-1630 (512 amino acids)
Source: RefSeq, a predicted model, not a curated record
UCAAUACAUUUCAUUCAAAAUUUCUAUAAUGUUUUACAAAAAAUUUUUGGCGGAAAUUUUUGCAAAAUUUUAUACCGGUUUUUAUUGAAAUAUGCCACCGAGUAAACUCGACAGCAUUUACCGUCGUAUGUUGAUUACGCGGUUUUUCGAAAAAGGAUGGGGAACACCAGAAAAUUUACAAAGGCUAUUCGAGUUUCGUAAAAUCAUUUCACGGCGAGAGACGUGUUAUAAAUUAAUACCUCAAGAUUAUCCGGUAGAAAUUACUAGAAAUAAUAAAUAUUCUGAUUGCUCCAUAUUGGAGGGAAAGUUUAUUUCGCCUUUGGAACUACAUUUGCCCGGUGUAGUGCCAAAAGCCGCACAAGAAGCUCAUUUUCAAGUAAUAUUGCCCAAAAAAUGGAGAGAAGAAAAAUUCAAGCCAAUGUGCAUUCACUUAGCUGGCACUGGAGACCACUUUUACUGGCGAAGAAGAAAUUUUAUUGCCAAACCUUUACUUAAGGAUGCCAAUAUUGGAUCUAUAAUAUUAGAAAAUCCUUUUUAUGGACUAAGGAAACCAGAUCAUCAAGUACGCUCAAAUUUACAAAACGUUUCCGAUAUAUUCGUGAUGGGAGGUUGCUUAAUACUAGAAUGUUUGGUACUGUUACAUUGGUGCGAAAGGAACGGUCUUGGACCGCUAGGAAUAACCGGGUUAUCUAUGGGAGGACAUAUGGCUUCUCUGGCAGCGACGAAUUGGCCUAAGCCUCUUGUGCUUGUACCAUGUCUUUCGUGGUCUACUGCUGCACCUGUAUUUACGACAGGAGUAAUGAGUCAAUCUAUCAAUUGGGACAUGCUUGAAACUCAGUACCAUUCGGAUGGUAAAUACAGCGAACGAUUAUCAAAGAUGGUUACAGUGGUAGAUGAUGCUUUUGCGGCUGGGCAGAAAUUUAUUAAAAACUUCAAUCAAUCUCUGCAAGCGCUUAAAAAUGAUAUUAAUGACAAUAGACAUGUUUCAAAGCAACCUUCUGAUGCGAUUAGCAAUAAUUACAUAGAAGUUCAAAAUAAUCAAAAUCAGUUAGAAAUCAACAAUUCGAUUUUCCUCAAAGAAAACUUGGCGAAUCCCGUUAAUAGCAAUAAAAGUAGUUUGCAAUUAAUGAAUAAUGGAAAGUCGAACAAAGCACUGCAACGGGAAGAUCAAAAGGAGCAAUCAGCGUUAACAAAACUGAUGAGAUUCAUAUUACCUAUGGCUGCACAAAGUGACAAUAAGAAAAUAGAUAUAACAAAAACGAAUUGGUGGGAACGCGAGGCUUUACAAUUCAUGCGUGGCAUGAUGGACGAAUGUACGCAUUUGAAAAAUUUUUCGGUGCCAUUCGACACAUCCUUAAUAAUAGCUGUUUGCGCUAAAGAUGAUGCCUAUGUACCUCGUGAAGGUUGUGCUAGUCUUGAGGAUAUAUGGCCGGGUGUGGAAGUGCGAUACCUCGAUGCUGGUCACGUGAGCGCCUACGUUUUGCAUCAGAAACUAUUCAGAAAAUGUAUAAUAGAAGCGUUCGAGAGGUCAAAACAAAUUUACAUAAUGGACGCCGAAAACAUUGGUGAAGAUUUGAAGCCAACAUUAACCUACAAAGAGCUUGUUAAUAAAUAUACAAAUUCUAUAUAAAUAUUUAAUUAUGAUAAACCCAUAUUUUUUAACCAAUUUACACAACCACAAAUAUACUGUUGACUAAUUUUUAUGACAUUGUAA